AUGGACACAGAAUAUAGAAAUAAAGAUAAAUACAUAAUUUUCACAAUUCUAGGAAAAACCCGAGGGAGUAAAUAUAGAAAGAUUUAUCUCUAUCCUCAGACUGACGGAUCGUGGAAAUUCCCCACUCAGCAAAUUGGUCCUCCGAAAUCUAUUAUUUUAUCGUCAGGAUCCCUUGGCUUUUCACCACAGUUGGUUCCAGGCUCUUGCGUCGAGCGGUCAACCUCCCUGCUUUCGAAUCCGACAGUCAUGGCAAGAUUCUCUCUCGCCUUCGGGCUGCUCGUGGUGGCACUGGUGGCGUCUGCUGAGGCCAGGAGCCCCAUCCCCCCAAGAUUCAGGCCGGGCUCUAACUGUGUCUCCAUCGGCUGUCCCGCCAUCUACGCCCCUGUUUGCGGCAGCGACGGGAAGACGUACGCCAGUCGGUGCAAUCUGGAGGCGGCGAAGUGCUGGAACCCGCGACUGAGAUUCGUGGGGUCGGGACAGUGUCGCUAGGACGACCGGAACAAAAUCUUCGUUCACGUUGAUUCCUCCUCCAGUCUUCUCUCACACCUCCCCCUUCCUUCCACCUCCCUCCAGUCGGACGCCAACGUUGCUGCGGCCUUCAGUGAUCAGUAUGCCGUCGACCAAGGAAGAUGUGUAACCGAAAAAAGAAGUCAAAAUUGGUUCACAUUCCGUAAUUUAAAGAUUACAUAUGCAUUUGUGUGAUAUGCCUUACUAUGAGUAAUGUUUUUUUCCGAAUUAAACCAAUUGGAUCUUGUUUUUUCCCUAA
This is a messenger RNA of Penaeus chinensis, 766 nucleotides long. Its product is annotated as serine protease HTRA1-like. NCBI's taxonomy places the organism in Eukaryota, Metazoa, Arthropoda, Malacostraca, Decapoda, Penaeidae. The transcript is spliced from 5 exons. Gene Ontology annotation, molecular function: protein binding. The record is from RefSeq and is a predicted model, not a curated record. The coding region runs from base 1 to 489 and encodes 162 amino acids.